Molecule: messenger RNA, 3795 nt
Organism: Drosophila hydei
Lineage: Eukaryota; Metazoa; Arthropoda; Insecta; Diptera; Drosophilidae
Gene: conv
Product: chaoptin
Exons: 10
Coding region: 428-3721 (1097 amino acids)
Molecular function (GO): protein binding
Source: RefSeq, a predicted model, not a curated record
UUUAAAUAUGGUGGCGCGUCCAAAAAGUAUAUAGGAUUGAAAAUAAAAGGAAUAAGUUAAAACUAAUGCAGUUAUAUUCUUUUUAUUAUUUCUCAAUGACAAGUCAUGUCCCAUAUACAGUGCGCGUGGCACUGUAUUCGCAAGUGGCCUCGACGCCAAUUAACAACAAUGGUAGCUUUCAACCAAUGGCAAAUCAGUAACAAAACUGAGAGAUAGACAAGCGGAACCUGUUGCGCGAGCGCAGCUUAAAAGUACACACGGAUGGGAAAUAGCUGCAAAAGACUAUUCUGUGUCGACGAAGAAACAAUAGACUUAAGCAACGAACUCUUUUCUUUUACCAUGGCCAAACUGAAUCAAUGACGACAGCCACAAAGAGACCCACGCACACACACACAUUAAACGUAAAUAAACAAGUUAUAACUUGAUCAUGAUUCAGUUACGCUUGCGCCCCAUCGUUUUGUUACUGCUGCAGUUAUUUGCAUUAGUCAGCAGCGAAUACGUUUAUGGUGAGCCCAAAUUCAAAUGUCCCAAGAAACCACAAGUUCUAUAUCCCUGUCUGUGUGUAAACGGCAGCGAUGCUGGCAUUUUUGUUCGUUGCGAAAAUACGAACUUGGCCACGCUCUCGGUGGCCCUGCAGAACUUGGCUUCUCUGCAGCUGCCAGUGGAGGAGCUGACCAUAUAUAAGGGAUACUUUGUGCGCCUAUUCGGGCCGCUUUUCGCGCAUAUUAAAGCGCGCGUUUUGACCAUUGAGGAGACGCCACUUGCCACCAUUGAGGAUUAUGUAUUUUAUGGCAUGAACAAUACAUUAGAGAAAGUCAAUUUGCUGCGUACGAAUCUAAGUCAAGUUGGGCAGUUGGGAUUUGGCAUAUUGGGCAAGACCCGAGAAUUGGUAAUCGAUGGACAUGCGUUUGAGCAACUGCCCAAAGAUCUGUUUUUCGGCCAAGAAAUUACCAACAAGCUCGAAAUUAUGCGAUUAACAAAUGGCCUGUUGAGUGAUCUGCCCGUGGAGACGUUCCAGCCGCUGCGGAAACUGAAAACAUUGGAUUUGCAUGGAAAUCAGCUAGAGAAUCUGAAGCGAAACCAAUUUAAGAAUCUGCGUGAACUGGAAUUGCUUGACAUAAGCCAUAAUAAAGUCAAGAAACUGGAGGCACAACACAUUUCGGAUCUAACAAAGCUUGGCUGGUGCAAUGUCUCGCACAAUGCCCUAAGCGAACUCAGCCGUGGCACCUUUGCUCGCAACUCGGUGCUCAAAGUUCUCAAUCUAUCACACAACAAGAUUGGAAAACUGGAUGCAAACAGCUUUCGAGGAAUGCGAUUUCUGCGUCGUCUCUUUUUGAGCGACAACGCCAUCACAGAUGUGGGACGUGGCACAUUUGGCUCUGUGGCACGCAUCGGCACGAUUGAUCUGGCGCGCAACAAGCUGAAGAAGAUUGAAUAUCAAAUGUUUACGCAAAUGAAUUAUGUUGAGCUGCUGGACUUGGCUGAGAACAAUAUAACGAAAAUUGAGAAGAACUCGUUUAAGGACAUUUACCAGGCCGUCAUCAAUGUGUCGCACAAUGCCCUGGAGUUGAUUGAAACUGCUGCCUUCGAGAAUUGCGUUAAUAUAACAAAACUCGAUCUCUCACACAAUCGUCUUGUCAACUUUUCGCGCCGUAGUUUCGAUGAAACCACCUUCGCUACGGAGUUCCAACUCAGCUAUAAUGGCUUUACAAAUUUGGCUCAUAUACCUAUUCAAAAUAUGUCUGGACUGCGCGUCUUGAAUGCCUCACACAAUAACAUUACGGAAAUACCCAAAAACUGUUUCCCCAAACUAUAUGAGCUGCACACAAUCGAUGUUUCGCAUAACAACAUAUCUUUCAUAUUCAAUGGCGUAUUUCAAACCCUUUUCUCGCUGCGCUCCAUCGACUUGAGUCACAACAGCAUGCGGGAGAUUAAAUCCUCGACAUUUGGUACAUUGCCAACAUUGCUGGAGAUGGACUUGAGCCACAACAAGCUCGUCAAUAUUGUGCGCGGAUCGUUGGCUAAGCUGACAAGCAUGCGGCAAUUGUAUUUGAACAAUAAUAGCUUGGAAAAGCUAUUCCAAUUGCCCAUCUCUUUGAAUGAGUUACAUUUGAGCCACAACAACAUAAGCUCGAUACCAGCAGGCACCUGGCCAGUUAUGAAUUCUUUAAUAUAUUUGGAUCUCAGUCACAAUCAGCUGGGCGACAGUUUGGAUGGACAGAGCUUUACGGGCUUGCUGGUCGUGCAGCGCCUACUGCUGCAGUCAAAUGGCAUCAGCAAGCCUCCAUUGGAGGCGGUGUCUGUGAUGUCAACGCUACAAUAUCUAUACUUGGAAAAUAACAACAUUAGCGUGCUGGAGCGAAGUGCAUUUGGCAAGCUGCCAGUUCUGUUUGAACUCAACCUUUACGGCAAUCAGGUCUCAGAUAUUAGCAAACGGGCGUUCGAGGGGCUGCUCCAGUUGCUCACACUGAAUCUGUCAAGCAAUGGCCUUAGACAACUGCCAAAUGAUAUAUUCAUUGGAUUGCCCUCGCUUCGCACGCUCGACCUGUCCCACAAUGCCCUCUCUAAGCUGGACAAUAAGACGCACGGUGUGCUGGACGAUUUGCUUAGUCUGGAGACACUUAAUUUGAGUCACAAUCGCAUUAGUUUUGUGACCAAGAAAACCUUUCCAUCCCAUCAGUAUAUACCCUACAAUUUAAAGUACCUGGAUCUGAGCUACAAUCAAAUGCCCGUUCUUACCUAUGACAUAACCUUUGGCACGAAGAAGCUACUCAAAUUGAACGUGUCCAACAACCAAAUCAACGAGCUGCGUCGCGGUGUUAUAUCGAACUUUACAUCGCUUCAAUCGCUGGACUUGUCCCACAACGAGUUGUCCAAUCUGAUGUCCGAGGAGCAUAUUUUCGAUCUUCCCAAGAAUCUGAGCAGCCUGGACAUAUCGCACAAUCAAAUCUAUCAUUUGCCCUUUGCCAAUGUGGUCAAGACGGUGUCCCUAAAGUACGUUGACCUGAGGAACAAUAACCUAGAGGAUAUACCCGCCACGCUGGUGGCCACCAUGACCAAUGGCAGCCAAGUCUUGUUAGCCAACAAUCCGCUGUAUUGCGGCUGUAACAUGCGACCAUUGAAGCAUUUUAUGCUGCAACAGACCACGCCUAGCGAGGACUUGAGCAACGUGCUUUGCCAGACGCCCAGCUUGGCCAAGGAUCAGCAUCUGUUGAACAUGGAAGAUGAGUACUUAAAUUGCAGAGAGGACGAGUUGGAUCUCUAUGCUGGCAAUGAGUACAAGCAGCUGACCGAUGUUCGCUUUCGCGAGGUCCAAACCAAUAAGGCCGGCAACUUGACGCUACGCUGGUUUGUCUCGGCCAUAGCAGACGUGGCGGACUUCAAUGUUUACAUACGAAGCAGCAGCAACGAGGUGUUGCACCAGGCGGACUAUGCCUACAAUGAGCGCAUGGCGGAAAUACCCGUUUCCGAACUGCAGUCCCAUGGCGAGGCGAAACUGGUCGGCGCUGAGAUUUGCAUUGUGGCUCGCGACAGCGAUGGAAACACGCGCCGCUGGUUCGCCGGCCAAUGUCAGGCGCUGCCCUCGCUCAAAUUGCCGAGGACCUUCUUCUUUGGCAACUUUAACGUAAGAGGCUCAGCCAGCGCCACAAAGUCACAAAAUACCUGCCUUUUGUACAUAGCUUUAACAUUGUUUGUUAUCCAUAUACAAUACAUGCAAUAAAUGCACGCGUAUGCAUACUGCCAGCACGCACAGUAAGGACACGCUCUGCUCUGACCUUACAGCUACAGCUGAAC